This is a messenger RNA of Ailuropoda melanoleuca (giant panda), 1398 nucleotides long. Its product is annotated as carnosine synthase 1-like. Gene Ontology annotation, biological process: carnosine biosynthetic process. The record is from RefSeq and is a predicted model, not a curated record. The annotation marks the transcript as partial. Gene Ontology annotation, molecular function: ATP hydrolysis activity; carnosine synthase activity; homocarnosine synthase activity. Lineage: Eukaryota; Metazoa; Chordata; Mammalia; Carnivora; Ursidae. The transcript is spliced from 5 exons.
GGGGGCCAUGGGUCACAGAGAAAGUCAGUGUCAGAGUCCAGGCUAGAACCCAGGUCUCCAGUCACCUAGCUUCCAGUACUUUCCAGGCUAGCUGCAGAGAGGAGGGAGCCAGCCUCCCCAGGCGGGAUGGGCAGGCAACUUCCCUCUUCCCUUUCCAGAGUCUCCUCUGUCUUCUCUACCCUUCUCAGCCCACACUGGAAAGGACCUGGGGGCCCCAGGGGGGAGGGUGGGGCUACGGGGCAGGGAAGGUAGGUAGAAAGAUAGCUUGGCAAUGUUCUCCCCACCCCACCCCCAGGCUGCCCUGGUGCAGAGGUGACCUUAUGCAUUCUGGGAUCCCCCAGCACCUUUCUGUCUGUGCUGCUGGAGGGUGGGGUCCAGAGCCCGGGAAACAUGCUUCUCUGCCUGUCCCCUGCUUGGCUGACGAAGGUGCCAGCACCUGGACAGCCAGGCGAGGCGGUCCUGCUGGUCUCUAAGGCUGUGAGCUUCCACCCAGGGGGCCUGACAUUCCUGGAGGACUUUGUCCCCCCACGCCGAGCCACCUACUUCCUGGCGGGCCUGGGGCUGGGACCCGGCCGGGGUCGAGAGGCAGCUGAACUUGCCCGUGACCUGACCUGCCCCACAGGAGCCUCGGCUGAGCUGGCCCGGCUGCUGGAGGACAGGCUGCUGACAAGGCGACUGCUGGCUCAGCAGGGUGGUGUGGCUGUGCCAGCCACCCUGGCUUUCACCUAUAAGCCACCGGCACUGCUGCGGGGAGGGGAUGCCAGCCCGGGCGUACGGCUGGUGGAGCUGAGUGGCAAAGAGGGCCAGGAGGCGCUGGUGAAGGAGGAAGUAGGGGCCUUUCUGCACUCCGGGGCCCUGGGUGAUGCCCUGCAGGUGGCUGUGAAGCUCAGUGGCUGGCGAUGGCGGGGGCGGCAGGCCCUGCGUGUGUACCCACGCGUGGAGCUGGGCACGGUGGUGGACACGGUGCUGGCGUUGCUGGAGAAACUGGAGGAGGAGGAGAGUGUCUUGGUGGAGGCUGUGUGCCCACCUGCCCGGCUGCCCUUCCCAGGCAGUCCCCCACCUGGCCCUGAGCUGGCUGUGCGGAUCUGUGCUGUGGUAUGUCGGACACAGGGUGACAGGCCCCUGCUGAGCAAGGUGGUGUGCAGCGUGGGCCGUCAGGACCGGCCUCUGCGGCACCGGAGCUCCUUGCCACAGACGCUGGAGGUGGCACUGGCCCGCUGCGGCCUGGGUGAGACGGGACAGGUGGCGGUCGUGCGACAGCGCGUCAAGACAGCGGCCGAAGCCGCGCUGGCCGCCGUGCUGGCCCUGGAGGCCGGCCUGAGCGCGGAGCAGCGCGGCGGGCGCCGGGCCCGCACGGACUUCCUCGGUGAGUGCGGAAGGCCCAGGCCGGGGCCGGGG